Molecule: messenger RNA, 249 nt
Organism: Linnemannia hyalina
Lineage: Eukaryota; Fungi; Mortierellomycota; Mortierellomycetes; Mortierellales; Mortierellaceae
Source: the annotation of a GenBank genome assembly
AUGGCUCUUGACGGAGUUGCUGACCUAAUGCAGGGGUCUGCAUUUUCGAUGUGCCUGGAGAAGGACAUCAUGGCUGUUGCAAGACGUGUCGUCCCAUCUCCAGAUAUCUACGAGCGAUGGUCAACGUUGCUGUCGAUACUAGACCGUGACUUUCGAUAUAAUGGCUAUGAUGAGGUCGCAGAGGCAGUUAGCUUGGAAAAUAUGCGGGAUCCAGUGGCAGCAUAUCUGUUUACGAUUGUGAUGGCCUAG